Molecule: messenger RNA, 1166 nt
Organism: Camelina sativa (false flax)
Lineage: Eukaryota; Viridiplantae; Streptophyta; Magnoliopsida; Brassicales; Brassicaceae
Source: RefSeq, a predicted model, not a curated record
UUACCGUGGCAGGGAUUAAAGGCGGGGACAAAGAAGCAGAAGUAUGACAGAAUCAGCGAGAAGAAAGUAUCAACUCCAAUAGAGGUGUUGUGCAAAAACCAACCGUCUGAAUUUGUAUCAUACUUCCAAUACUGCCGAUCUUUACGCUUUGAUGACAAACCUGAUUACUCUUACCUUAAGAGACUUUUCCGCGACCUGUUCAUCCGAGAAGGUUAUCAAUUCGAUUAUGUAUUUGACUGGACAGUCCUAAAGUAUCCUCAAAUCGGAACCAGCGCUGGUUCUAGUUCACGAACAAGGCAUCAUACAACAGCGAAACCAGGAUUCAACGCAGAUCCCAUUGGAAGACAAGAGAGGAUCGCAGAACCCCGUUAUAAAACUCCGGGUGCAGUGGAGGCAUUCUCCCGAAGACACCCGACUGCAACUUCUUCGCCACGUGAUCGUUCCAGAUCAAGAAAUUCUGAUGAUGGACCUUUCGCUAAGCAGACACAAGGAGACUCUGAAAGACCAAACAGUUCGUCAAGAUACAGAACAUCUUCUUCUAGGAAAGCCGUUGCUGCCUCAAGCUCCAGGCCAAGUUCUGCAGGUGGACCAAGCGAAAGCCGAGUUUCAAGUCGUCUGGUAUCAUCAAGCGGCGGUGGUGGUAGUGGCAGUGGUAAUGCCCGUCCCUCGACUAGCCAGAGAAUGCAAGCUGGAUAUGAAUCCAAGACUUUGUCUUUCUCUCGUGCAACAGCUUCAAGAAACACUCGGGAAGAUCAAUUGAGAAGCUUCGAGCUUCUCUCUCUUCGGAAAUAAAGGAAAAUGAUGAAGAGAGAUACAGCAAAAUCCAUGAAAAACCACCCCCACAUAAAAUGACCUCUGAGAGAAAAGAUGAGAGAAUCUUGGUUUUUGAGAGAGAAUUCAUAUAUUAUUAUAUAUUUGAGCUGAUGAAAUCCUCAGAUCUCUUACAGGUAAUUUCAGAUUCAGCUUGCAGAGAUGUAUCACACCACCACCACUCCUCGUUUGUGUUAUGUAAUCGUGAUGUGUUGGACAAAAAUAUAACAAUCAAAAUGUAGAGAGUUUCCCAUGUAAAAACGGUUCAAAAUUUCUAUCCGUAUAUUCGAAUACUUCGGACCUUAUCUGUCUGUACUACUUACUGGUAAUAAGAACAAUCAACUGUUCUUUCGUCU